This is a messenger RNA of Peromyscus leucopus (white-footed mouse), 3744 nucleotides long. It is a transcript of the gene Esrp1, whose product is annotated as epithelial splicing regulatory protein 1. Gene Ontology annotation, molecular function: mRNA binding. Lineage: Eukaryota; Metazoa; Chordata; Mammalia; Rodentia; Cricetidae. Gene Ontology annotation, cellular component: nucleoplasm; ribonucleoprotein complex. Gene Ontology annotation, biological process: regulation of RNA splicing. The record is from RefSeq and is a predicted model, not a curated record. The transcript is spliced from 16 exons. Bases 159 to 2204 code for a protein of 681 amino acids.
UGGCUGCUUACCGCCUUUUGCCCUGGCGGCCGCGAGGAGGGGGGUGGGCGCUUUCUUUUUCUCUUGGAAGAGGGUUUUAGCGCAGGUUUUCUCGUUCUCACUUCCAACCCCACCUCGCCACCUCCCGACCCCCCUCUCCCCCCUCCCCACCCAUCGUCAUGACGGCGUCUCCGGAUUACUUGGUGGUGCUUUUUGGGAUCACUGCUGGGGCCACCGGGGCCAAGCUGGGUUCGGAUGAGAAGGAGCUGAUCCUGCUGUUAUGGAAAGUCGUGGAUUUGGCCAACAAGAAGGUGGGACAGUUGCACGAAGUACUAGUUAGACCGGAUCACUUGGAACUGACGGAGGAUUGUAAAGAAGAAACUAAAAUAGACGCCGAAAACCUGUCUUCCGCGCCGCAGCUGGACCAAGCCCUCCGACAGUUUAACCAGUCAGUGAGCAAUGAACUGAAUAUUGGGGUAGGGACUUCCUUCUGUUUGUGUACCGAUGGGCAGCUUCAUGUCAGGCAGAUCUUGCAUCCCGAGGCUUCCAAGAAGAAUGUAUUACUACCUGAAUGCUUCUAUUCCUUUUUUGAUCUUCGAAAAGAAUUCAAGAAAUGUUGCCCUGGCUCACCUGAUAUCGACAAGCUGGAUGUAGCAGCGAUGGUGGAGAGUCUCAACUUUGAGAAGAAUGACUCUGUCUCCCGAUAUGGAGCCUCUCAGGUGGAAGACAUGGGGAACAUAAUUUUAGCAAUGAUCUCAGAGCCUUACAAUCACAGAUUUUCAGAUCCAGAGAGAGUAAACUACAAAUUUGAAAGUGGCACAUGCAGCAAGAUGGAACUCAUUGACGACAACACAGUGGUGAGGGCUCGAGGUUUGCCCUGGCAGUCUUCGGAUCAAGACAUCGCCCGGUUCUUCAAAGGACUCAAUAUCGCCAAGGGAGGCGCAGCACUUUGUCUGAAUGCUCAGGGGCGGAGGAACGGAGAAGCACUGGUUAGGUUUGUGAGUGAGGAGCACAGAGACCUAGCGCUGCAGAGGCACAAACAUCACAUGGGGACCCGGUACAUUGAGGUUUACAAAGCGACAGGUGAAGAUUUUCUUAAAAUUGCUGGAGGGACGUCCAAUGAGGUAGCCCAGUUCCUCUCCAAGGAAAAUCAAGUCAUUGUCCGCAUGCGGGGCCUGCCUUUCACAGCCACCGCGGAGGAGGUGGUAGCGUUCUUCGGACAGCAUUGCCCCAUCACUGGAGGAAAGGAAGGCAUCCUCUUCGUCACCUAUCCAGAUGGCAGACCGACGGGAGAUGCUUUUGUGCUCUUUGCUUGUGAGGAGUAUGCUCAGAAUGCCCUGAGGAAGCAUAAGGACUUGCUGGGGAAAAGAUACAUCGAGCUCUUCAGGAGUACUGCAGCGGAAGUUCAGCAGGUGCUGAACCGAUUCUCCUCAAUGCCUCUGAUUCCACUUCCCACCCCUCCCAUCAUCCCAGUACUACCUCAGCAAUUUGUGCCCCCCACAAACGUAAGAGACUGUAUACGUCUGCGAGGUCUUCCCUAUGCUGCCACAGUAGAGGACAUUCUGGACUUUCUGGGGGAGUUUUCCACAGAUAUUCGUACGCAUGGGGUUCACAUGGUAUUGAAUCACCAGGGACGCCCGUCAGGAGAUGCCUUUAUCCAGAUGAAGUCUGCAGACAGAGCGUUCCUGGCUGCACAGAAGUAUCAUAAAAAAACCAUGAAGGACAGAUACGUUGAAGUCUUUCAGUGUUCAGCUGAGGAGAUGAACUUUGUGUUAAUGGGGGGCACUUUAAAUCGAAAUGGCUUAUCCCCACCGCCAUGUAAGUUACCAUGCCUGUCUCCUCCCUCCUACACAUUCCCAGCUCCUACAGCAGUGAUUCCUACCGAAGCUGCCAUUUAUCAGCCGUCUCUGCUCUUCAGUCCACGGGCGCUGCAGCCCUCCACCGCAUACUACCCAGCAGGCACUCAGCUCUUCAUGAACUACACAGCAUACUAUCCCAGCCCCCCAGGUUCGCCUAAUAGUCUUGGCUACUUCCCUACAGCUGCUAAUCUUAGCAGUGUCCCGCCCCAGCCUGGCACGGUGGUCAGAAUGCAGGGCCUGGCCUACAAUACUGGAGUUAAGGAAAUUCUUAACUUCUUCCAAGGUUACCAGUAUGCAACCGAGGAUGGACUUGUACACACAAAUGACCAGGCCAGGACUCUACCCAAAGAAUGGGUUUGUAUUUAAGGGCCCAAGCAGUUAGAUCGUCCUCAGAAAAGAAGUGUUUGAAAGACGUAUUGUGAUCCUGAAACUAUCAGACAAGAAAACUUGGAGCAAUUUCAGGGGAUGUUUGUCUACACUCAGGCUGCAGUAUUUUCAGCCAACACGACUGGAUAGAGGGCCUGGGCCUUACUUUUGGUGGAGUGAAAAAUGUUGAGCCAGUGAAACCAAAUCUUAAUAGUGAGCGGCAUGCACACACUUGGCUCCUUGCUGAGUGCAAAUAGGAAUUAAAAUGUGAAUUUGAAGUCAAUCGUCUCACUUCCAGCUAAAGUGGCAUCAAUUUAAGUCUUAGAUAAAACAUAUUCGUCUGGUAUCCACCUUCCUCCAUUAACUGCUAUGGAAGCUUCAUUGUGUAUUCCCACUAGUCUAUCUCCCUUUUUUCUGUAAAAUAAAACCCUCUUGCUAAGUAAUUUAAGUGUAAGUUCUUAGAAUACUUAAGAACCAAACUAAGAAAAGGAAUAAAACUGAUAUUUUCCCAAAUAUUAGUUUCCUUCAAUAUGCCAUAAUGAUGCCUUAUAGUUAAAAACACAGAUUUUUAAAACACCUCAGACAGGCUGGGCCUGGAACUCAGUGGCAGAGAGCUUGCCUAGCAUGCUAGAGCCCUGGGUUCCAGUCCCAGCUUCCUCUCCACACAUAUGCCUAGUUAACUGUUUGGAUGUUCUUCUCAGCAGGUACCAGUUGUAAAUAAGAAUGAAGUAGGGGCCAAAAUUUGAAACCAAAAAUGAAGCAGCUACAUGUAGUUAGUAUUCCUAGUUUGAGCUGUAACUAAAUGUUCAGCUUCAUAUGUAUUAUUUUAUAUUGUACUUUUUUUCAUUGUUGAUGGUUUGGACUUUAAUAAGAGAAACUCCAUAGUUUUUAAUGUCACAAAAAGAAGACUAUUUGAACAGUGUAUUUUGGAAAGCGAUAUACUAACCGAAGCGAAUGCUUGUGUAUAUUAUGAUAGCCCUUUUUCUGAUGCCUCAGCUGUCAAGUACUUAAAGCCUGUAAACGCAUAAGACUGUAGUCAGCAUGCUGGACUGCGUAAUCACCGAGGCAGCUAGAGCAGUAUCAACGCUCGCUGUUUAGCUGUGUUUAUGCUCCAGAAGUGCAAUAUUAGACACUAGCUGGUACUGCUGCCUUGUGUAACUCAAGGGGAGAAGUGAUUUGAUUAAAUGCACAUAUUUCUUUGUUAACUCAUGUUGCCCUUUCCUUGGAUGCAAUGUCAUGCAGAUUUUGUGGCUGCUAUUUUUAGUUACUUUGCAUUAACACCUUGACUGGGAGUCAAACAUUACCCUAGUACUUGACCAACACUAGCCCUUCAACUGCAGUGGAAAAAAAAAAGCGUUUUGUGAAAGUUGGUGAGAUCUGGUACUCGAAACAAGCAAGAAGAAAGUUCGUACUUGAUGCCUGAAGCCAUUCCUGCCCAGAGCUCUGAGGGACUAAGGUGGGCGGCCGGCGCUUACUACCGUACUGCGUUUCUUUUGUAGAAUUGUUACAGUCAACAAUAAAACUUGCCUGCUUAAUCUCA